This is a messenger RNA of Penicillium coprophilum, 3216 nucleotides long. RefSeq names its product chitin synthase class II (gene chsB). The record is from RefSeq and is a predicted model, not a curated record. NCBI's taxonomy places the organism in Eukaryota, Fungi, Ascomycota, Eurotiomycetes, Eurotiales, Aspergillaceae. Gene Ontology annotation, molecular function: chitin synthase activity. The transcript is spliced from 4 exons. Gene Ontology annotation, cellular component: cell septum; cell periphery. Bases 1 to 3216 code for a protein of 1071 amino acids.
AUGAACCGCUAUCCACAAUCCAACUAUGGCGACGCGCCGCCCGCAUACCUCAACCACGACUCGGCUUCCUAUCUGUCCGAUCCCGACUCUCCAACCAAUGCCUCGCGUCUCAAUGGAGGAACAAUGCGCUUGUUGCCCAGCGGUGAUGGCACCGACGAUUUAGCUAGCAGUCACAGGGCUCCUUCGCCUUCCCAUUAUGACCCAGAUUAUCAUCACACUCCGACUGGACAAGAUCGAGGCUAUGACCAUUAUUACGAGGUGCCCAGUAUCUCUUCACCUUCGCGCCCACCAUCUAGUUUGGCAAGUGGACCCAGUAUCCCGCCUCCUACAGGAAACCUCGCAGACACUUCUAUCUAUCCAUCUAUUCCCGCACGCACAGGAUCGCCAGUUCGCCCAUGGAGUCCAUCACACAUCCGACCACCGUCCGUUUCGAGUAUUGGGUAUGAGCGGGCUGACCUGAACGGUAGCCCGCGCCCCGGUACACCUAGCUCAAGAUAUGGGGGCAGUCCCCGUCGACCACUGCCUCCUGCGCCUUUGUUCUCCGGACCAAAGUCGACAGUGGAUACGAGUAUCGAUAUUGGUGAUGCCCAUGGCGAAGAUCCAUUCGGUGGCGAUGGCCGCACAAUUCACCAUACAUCACGAGGUAGCGUCCGAUCGUUCAUGAGUGAGUCGACGAUGUUGGGGGACGAGAAAGAUGGCAUGUCAAAAGUCGACCUUGAUGAUGGAGAUGACGACAACUCCCACAUGAUGGACCCCAACCUCCAUUAUGGCCCAGCACCGGACAAGCAGGGCCGUCGCGGUGUCCGGUCCACACAGGUCACCAAAAAGGAAGUUCAGCUUGUCAACGGCGAGCUUAUUUUGGAGUGCAAGAUUCCCACCAUCCUUCACAGCUUCUUGCCUCGCCGUGACGAGCGCGAAUUUACACACAUGCGUUAUACAGCUGUCACAUCCGAUCCGGACGAUUUCGGUGAACGGGGAUAUAAGCUUCGCCAGCAGAUUGGUACCACGACUCGGGAGACAGAGCUGUUUAUCUGUAUCACUAUGUACAACGAAGACGAGAUCGGUUUUACUCGUACAAUGCACGGCGUUAUGCGGAAUAUCAGCCAUUUCUGCUCGCGGGCUAAGUCGCGUACAUGGGGCCGGGAUGGAUGGAAGAAGAUCGUUGUUUGCAUUGUCGCCGAUGGACGAAAGAAAGUCCAUCCGCGUACCCUCAACGCAUUGGCCGCCCUAGGUGUUUACCAGGAGGGUAUUGCGAAGAAUAUUGUCAACCAAAAGGAAGUUCAGGCACAUGUGUACGAGUACACUACGCAGGUGUCGCUGGACGAUGAUCUCAAGUUCAAGGGUGCCGAGAAGGGAAUUGUCCCCUGUCAAGUUAUCUUCUGCUUGAAGGAACACAACAAGAAGAAGCUGAACUCCCACCGAUGGUUCUUCAAUGCCUUUGGUCGUGCCCUUCAGCCCAACAUUUGUAUCUUGCUCGAUGUUGGAACUAGGCCAGAGCCAAUGGCACUCUAUCACCUGUGGAAGGCAUUUGAUCAAGAUUCCAAUGUUGCCGGCGCUGCUGGUGAGAUCAAGGCUGCCAAGGGUAAGAACAUGCUCGGUUUGCUUAACCCUCUUGUGGCAAGUCAAAACUUUGAAUACAAGAUGUCCAAUAUCCUGGACAAGCCACUAGAAUCGGUCUUCGGUUAUAUUACUGUACUGCCCGGUGCGCUCAGUGCUUAUCGAUUCUUUGCUCUGCAAAAUGACGCAGAUGGCCAUGGCCCCCUCAACCAAUAUUUCAAGGGUGAAACACUUCACGGUCAGGAUGCAGACGUUUUCACUGCCAAUAUGUACCUAGCUGAAGAUCGUAUUCUUUGCUGGGAGUUAGUUGCUAAGCGGGAAGAGAGAUGGGUGUUGAAGUUCGUCAAAAACGCCGUUGGAGAAACUGAUGUGCCAGAUUCGGUUCCUGAGUUCAUCUCCCAACGCCGAAGAUGGCUGAACGGUGCUUUCUUCGCCGCUGUUUAUUCCAUUUUCAAUGCCAAGCAGAUCUGGAAGACGGAUCAUACUCUCCCCCGGAAGAUCUUGCUUCACAUCGAGUUCUUUUAUCAAUUUCUUAACCUACUGUUUACCUACUUUGGUCUUGCCAAUUUCUACCUCGCUUUCUACUUCAUUGCUGGCUCUUUGACUGAUCCGAAGCUUGAUCCAUUCGGUCAUAACAUGGGCAAAUACAUCUUCAUUGUUUUGCGCUAUGCUUGUAUCCUGAUUAUGUGCCUGCAGUUCAUUAUCUCAUUGGGUAAUCGGCCGCAAGGUGCCAAAAAUCUCUAUCUCUCUGGUAUCAUUGUUUACGCCAUUAUCAUGUUCUACACUGUGUUCUGCGCCCUCUACUUAGUGGUCAAAGAGCUACUCGCACGUGCUGGCAUUAGUAAAGAUGACAUGGAAGUAGGGGACGGCCUAAUGAUGAACAUCGUCCUUUCCAUGUUGUCAACCGUCGGUCUCUACUUCUACACGUCUUUCCUCUACCUGGACCCGUGGCACAUGUUUACCUCUUCGGCCCAAUACUUCCUGCUCAUGCCCAGCUACAUCUGCAUUCUGCAGGUCUACGCGUUCUGUAACACCCACGACGUAACCUGGGGAACCAAAGGUGACAACGUGAUCAACACCGAUCUUGGCGCAGCAAAGACCAUCAAUGGCUCAACUGUCGUCAUCGAAAUGCCCUCCGAGCAACUCGACAUUGACUCGGGCUAUGACGCGGCCCUCCGCAACCUCCGCGAUCGCCUCGAGGUUCCAGAGCCCCCGCCAUCAGACUCCCAGCUACAGGAGGACUACUACCGCGCUGUCCGUACGUACAUGGUCUCUAUCUGGAUGGUCGCAAAUGUCAUCCUCGGCAUGGCUAUCUCCGAAAUCUACGGCAUUGGUGCUGGUGGUACCAACAUUUACCUCGCUAUCAUCUUGUGGUCUGUCGCUGUCCUCGCUGCUAUUCGUGCCAUAGGAUCUACUACAUAUGCCAUCUUGAACGUCGUUCAGAAAAUCGUGGAAGGGAAGACGAAAUUCGAUGCAGGUAACAUGACCAACUUUGCUCCCAGCUCUUAUGGUGGUUCGAGUGCCGCUGCUACCUCGGAGUCUGGGGCGCCCCGUCCUGUGCGUUAUGGCGGCGGUGCAUCCUUUAAGGAUAAAAUUGCCGAAGCUCGCUGGUCUGCUGGUAGGGUGGUUGGAAAAGCUAUGUUCUGGCGCAAUAAAUGA